Molecule: messenger RNA, 3632 nt
Organism: Oryctolagus cuniculus (rabbit)
Lineage: Eukaryota; Metazoa; Chordata; Mammalia; Lagomorpha; Leporidae
Source: RefSeq, a predicted model, not a curated record
CUUCCCUUUCUCUGAGUUAGCGGUGGUCUGGUCUAGGAGGAACAUGGCGGCGUCCGUGAGAGGCUAGUUUUGGGUGAAAGUAGUGCUUGGUGUUAAUUGUCUUGCGUGAUACUGACCAACUGAAGCUUUCCCAGGCCAUCUAACUUAAGGAAGCGUGUAAUGAAAAAAGAACAGCUUUAGGAACCAGCCGUCCGCUCGCAUCCCCAGUAAAGAACAGAGCCCUGAGCACUGACCAGCAUGAGCAACAUCUACAUCCAGGAGCCUCCCACGAACGGGAAGGUCUUAUUGAAAACUACAGCCGGAGAUAUUGACAUAGAGUUGUGGUCCAAAGAAGCUCCUAAAGCUUGCAGAAAUUUUAUUCAGCUUUGUUUGGAAGCUUAUUAUGACAACACCAUUUUUCAUAGAGUUGUACCUGGUUUUAUAGUUCAAGGAGGAGAUCCUACUGGCACAGGGACUGGUGGAGAGUCUAUCUAUGGAGCCCCAUUCAAGGAUGAAUUUCACUCUCGGUUGCGUUUUAAUAGGAGAGGACUGGUUGCCAUGGCAAAUGCUGGUCCUCAUGAUAAUGGCAGUCAAUUUUUCUUUACUUUGGGUCGAGCAGAUGAACUUAAUAAUAAACACACCAUCUUUGGAAAGGUUACAGGGGAUACAGUGUAUAACAUGUUGCGACUGACAGAAGUAGAUAUUGAUGAUGAUGAAAGACCACGGAACCCACACAAAAUAAAAAGUUCUGAGGUUUUGUUUAAUCCAUUUGAUGACAUCAUUCCAAGGGAAAUUAAAAAGCCAAAAAAAGAGAAACCAGAGGAGGAAGUAAAGAAACUGAAACCUAAAGGCACAAAAAAUUUUAGUUUACUUUCAUUUGGAGAAGAAGCUGAGGAAGAAGAGGAAGAAGUAAAUCGAGUCAGUCAGAGCAUGAAGGGAAAAAGCAAAAGCAGUCAUGACUUGCUUAAGGAUGAUCCACACCUCAGUUCUGUUCCGGCUGUUGAAAGUGAAAAAGCUGAUGCAGCAGAUUUAGAUGAUGAUGCAGAAGAUGAAAGUGCAGAGGAUGAUGAGGAUAUUGAUGGUGGUGAAAAGAACCAGAUGAGAGAAAGAAUUGCAAAAAAGUUAAAGAAGGACACAGGUACAAAUGUUAAGUCAGCCGGAGAAGGAGAAGUGGAAAAGAAAUUGAUUAGCCGCAGUGAAGAGCUCAGGAAAGAAGCAAGACAAUUAAAGCGGGAACUCUUGGCAGCAAAACAAAAAAAAGUAGAAAACACAGCAAAAGCAGAAAAGAGAAGUGAAGAAAACAUGGCAGGAGGGAGUGGUCAAGGCUGAAAAGAGCAAGAAAAUGAAGAGGAAGAGGUGGAAGAGGAAGAUGAAGAAGAUAAUGAUGAUGAAUAUAUUGGUUCUAUCACAGAUUUUUUUUCUUGUCUAUAAAGCAUUUAACCCCCCUGUACACAACUUACUCCUAUUAAAGAAAAAAGUUGAAGCAUAAGGUUGGGUAAGACUUGUUUUUAGGGGUCGGCAUUGUGGCAUAGCAGGUUAAGCCACUGCCUGCAAUGCCAACAUCCCAUAUGAGUAUCUCAUAUCAAGUCCCAGCUGCUCCACUUCUGAUCUAGCGUCCUGCUGAUGGGCCUGGGAAGGUGGCAGAAAAUGGCCCAAGGCCUUGGGCCCCUGCACCCAUGUGGGAGACCCAUAUGAAGCUCCUGGCUUCUGCCUUCCACCUGACCUAGCCUGGGCCUCUGUGGCCAUUUGAGGAGUGAACUAGCGAAUGGAAGAUCUCUCUCUAUCUCCCUCUCUCUUUUCUCUCUUUCUGUGACUCUGCACAUAAAAUAAAAUAAAAUCUUUUUUAAUAAGUUUUUUUUUUUUGGGACAGGCAGAGUGGAUAGUGAGAGAGACAGAGAGAAAGGUCUUCUUUUUUUUUUUUUUUUGCCGUUGGUUCACCCUCCAAUGGCCGCCACGGCCAGCGCACUGCACUGAUCCAAUGGCAGGAGCCAGGUACUUAUCCUGGUCUCCCAUGGGGUGCAGGGCCCAAGCACUUGGCCCAUCCUCCACUGCACUCCUGGGCCACAGCAGAGAGCUGGCCUGGAAGAGGGGCAACUGGGAAAGAAUCCGGCGCCCCGACCAGGGCUAGAACCCGGUGUGCCGGCGCCGCUAGGUGGAGGAUUAGCCUAUUGAGCCGCGGCGCCAGCCAAAGAUUUGUUUUUAUACUGUACAAUGUCUUUUUUGUGUAACUAGUGCCAUACUGAAUGUGGCUUUAGAUAGCCAUGUUGGUGUUUUCGAUAGCCACUAACCUUGCCUGAUACAGUAUGGGGGCUAUAAAUUGGCAUGAAAUUUAAAGCAAGUGCACAACACAAAUCAGUUAUAUAUGAGGACAGUAAUUUUUUCAUCUUCAGUUGUCUCUGAUGCAGCUUAUAUGAAAUAAUUAUUGCUCUGUGAACUGAAUUUUGUAAUUCCUUCUGAAAAAGUUAUAUUUGUGUUGUUCAUAUUCUGAAGGCUUCUUUUUUAAAGAUUUAUUUAUUUUAGCUGAAAGGCAGUUACACAGAGAGAGAAGGAGAGGCAGAGAGAGAGGUCUUCUAUCCAUUGGUUCACUCCCCAAUUGGCCGCAAUGGUCAGAGCUGCGCCAAACCAAAGCCAGGAGCCAGGAGCUUCCUCCAGGUCUCCCAUGCAGGUGCAGGGCCCAAGCCCUUGGGCCAUCUUCUACUGCUUUCCCAGGCCAUAGCAGAGAGUUGGAUUGGAAGUGGAGCAGCCAGGACUGGAACCAGCCUCCGUAUGGGAAUGCCAGCACUGCAGGUGGCGGCUUUACUCUCUAAGCCUCUGUGCUGGCCCCUUGAAUGCCCCUAAGUACAAAUUUUUUUUUUGGUAAAAAACAAAUAAACAAACAAUGUAUGUAGCAUAUAUCUUUUUCAUCCUUUCACUGUCUUUUUUUUUUUUUUUUUUUGAGUUAGAGAUUUCGCAUCCAAUGGUUCAAUUCUUAAAUGCCUGCAAAAGAUAGAGCUGGGCUAGGCCAAAUCCAGAAUCUGGAAACUCAGUCCAAGUCUUCCACAAGGGUGGCAGGACCCCAACGAUGUGAACCAUCACCUGCUGCCUCCCAGAGCGCACAUUAGCAGGAAUCUGGAAUAGAGACUGGAGCCAAGACUCAAACCCAGCUGCUCUAGGUGUCCCAGGCUAGGGCUAACCACUUUACCAAAUACUCACCCCCUUCACUAUCUUAGUAGACUUUUCUGAUAAGCAUUCUUCUUGCCUGGUGAUUGGUGUAACUCCUAUAUAGGAAAUGUGACAAGAGCCUUUAGCUAUAUUUUUAGUAACUGCACUUUGUCCUUCUUUUGCUAUUAUCUGUGUCAUUCUUGACUAAAAAUAGGCUAAUUGAUACUGAUAAGUAUUAGUCUUUUGUUUUAAAAAUUUGUUUGCUUUGUUUGAAAGGGAGAGCAACAGAGAAAAGGGGAGAGAAAGAGACAGAGAUCGUCAGUUCUUUGGUUCACCCCCAAACAGCCACAACAGCAAAAUCUUGGCCAGGCCAAACCAGGAGCCAGGAAUUCCAACCUGAUCUCCCACAUGGGUGGCAGGGACCCAACCACUUGGACCAUCUUCCACUAGCUUCCCAAACACAUUAACGGAAAGCUGGACUGGAAGCAGAGAAGCCAGGACUGAAAUUGGCA